AUCAAACUUAAUACAUCUCCAACACAAACAAGGACUCUGCAACAUACACAAACAAAUCCCAAUUAAAUUAUUAAACAUCUGUUUUCUGAUUUGAUUUAUUUGUUUAUUCUUCUUGUCCACUAGCUAAUAAUUUCAUUAAUUGGUGGUGGGAAUAUUCAAGAGCUGAGCUGGGUUGCUGCUGUUUGUGCUCUGUGCUGUGCUGUGCUGAGCUUGGAGGCCAUUUGUUAAGAAAUUCUUUUAAUUUUAUAUUUAGCAAAUUCUUUAAGUUUAUUUCUUUAACCUAGACGGCCUUGGUUCACUUGGUUAGUUUUCUCUCCUCCGAAAACCCCAUCAGUUCUCUCAGAUACUCUUCUUCUUUAUUUCUCAAAGAAAACAGAGCAUCUCUGUUUAUUGGCUUUUCAUCCCUUCGAGCGAUAUUCUAAUCUAAUCAGAGUUGGAGAUUGGUAAUCUGAAGUCGAGAUAAAGUUGGGUUUAGAGGAUGAUGGAACAUGUCACAGGAGGCUGAGCAGGGAGGGAAGUGACGUGCAGGGUCAGGAGAGGAGGAAAAGGCCAGGUGUCCAACAGCCACCGCUCUGUUCGUAAAACUGCUCAACUCCGUUUUCUCCUUGUCUUCUUCUCCAUUACCACCUUUGUUUCCGAAACUGCUUACCUCUGUUUUCUCCUUGUCGGCUUCUCCUUUAGUACUUUUUCUCUCACCGAAUAGGAUUUUGUUUUUUUUUUUUUUAUAAAUAAUCUGCGUUUCGUUUUCGUGGAAAUUAUAGAAAAAGAGUGAAAAUAUCAUCUGCAAAGACUCAAAGUCUCGAACUUUUGACGGCGUCGUUGCAUUCGGAGACAAACACAACAGAACAAACACACCAUCAAUCUGGUAAAACCUCGACCUUUUGUUCUUGUCUUGUGGGCCUGCCCAUGUUUUUCCUUUGUGUUUGAUUUUUGUGUUGUUUUAUGCAAUGGGGUCACUUUGUUGCUAGGAUUGCUGAAUUGGGUGGUCGAGAACUGGUUCGAUUCGUUGAUAUUUGAUCUGGGUUUUUGUUUUUUUUUUUUAUUCGAUUGGUUGGAUUUUGGUGAGAUUUUGUGAAGAGGGUUCCAAUUGGUUUAGAUUUUUGAGUGGAAAAAUGAGUGGAGCUGUUCUUGUUGCUGUUGCUGCUGCAAUUGGUAACUUGUUGCAAGGAUGGGACAACGCCACUAUCGCAGCUUCUGUUUUGUACAUAAAGAGGGAAUUCAACUUGGAAAGUGAACCCGCCGUGGAAGGGCUGAUUGUGGCCAUGUCGCUUAUAGGCGCAACUGUGGUUACAUUUUGUUCUGGAGCCGUAGCAGACUGGCUAGGCCGCCGUCCUAUGCUUAUAAUCUCUUCUGUCCUUUACUUUCUUAGUGGUAUUGUAAUGCUGUGGUCUCCCAAUGUUUAUAUCCUUCUCUUGGCGCGGCUUUUAGAUGGAUUUGGGAUUGGUUUGGCGGUUACCUUGGUACCACUUUAUAUAUCUGAGACAGCCCCGCCUGAGAUAAGGGGAUCGUUGAAUACCCUUCCGCAGUUUACUGGCUCCGGUGGGAUGUUCUUGUCAUAUUGCAUGGUUUUUGGGAUGUCGUUGACAGAGUCGCCAAGUUGGAGGUUGAUGCUUGGUGUUCUCUCUAUUCCUUCUCUUGUUUAUUUUGUAUUGACUGUGUUCUUCUUGCCUGAGUCUCCACGAUGGCUUGUGAGUAAGGGACGGAUGCUUGAGGCCAAACAAGUUCUACAGAGGCUGCGUGGAAGAGAAGAUGUUGCUGGUGAAAUGGCUUUACUUGUUGAGGGUCUUGGAGUUGGGGGUGAAACGUCUUUUGAGGAGUACAUAAUUGGCCCAGAGGAUGACCUCGCUGAUGACCACGAUUUAUCCGCUGAAAAGGAUAAAAUCAGAUUAUAUGGGCCUGAACAAGGACAAUCCUGGGUUGCCAGACCUGUAACUGGGCAAAGCACUCUUGGACUUGUGUCUCGACAUGCAAGCAUGGUAAAUCAAAGCGGUAUUGUUGAUCCUCUUGUCUCUCUCUUUGGCAGUGUACAUGAGAAGCUCCCCGAUACAGGAAGUAAGGGAAGUAUGCUUUUUCCGCACUUUGGCAGCAUGUUUAGUGUGGGAGGGAAUCAGCCUAGACACGAAGAGUGGGACGAGGAAAGCCUUGCCAGAGAAGGAGAGGGUUAUGCAUCUGAUGCAGCUGGUGGUGAUUCUGAUGGCAAUUUGCAGAGUCCAUUGAUCUCGCGUCAGGCAACAAGCCUUGAAAAAGACAUUGGCCCACCUCCACAUGGAAGCCUUGCUAGCAUAAGAAACAGCAGUCUCAUUGGUGGAGAGGGAGCUAGUAGCACGGGGAUUGGUGGCGGUUGGCAGCUGGCGUGGAAAUGGUGUGAGAGAGAAGGCCAAGAUGGACACAAGGAAGGAGGGUUUAAAAGAAUUUAUUUACACCAGGAGGGUGAUGCUGCAUCUCGUCGUGGAUCUAUUGUUUCGAUUCCUGGUGGUGAUGCACUGAACGAUGGUCAGUUCUUCCAGGCUGCUGCUUUGGUGAGUGAACCGGCUCUUUAUUCACGUGAGCUUAUGAAUCAGCAUCCGGUUGGACCGGCAAUGGUUAACCCAGCUGCAACUCCUGCAAAAGGACCAAGUUGGAGUGACCUUUUCGAACCCGGAGUCAAGCAUGCUUUGGUUGUUGGGGUGGGAAUUCAGAUACUUCAGCAGUUUUCUGGCAUAAACGGGGUUCUCUACUACACGCCUCAAAUUCUUGAGCAGGCGGGCGUUGGGGUUCUUCUUUCGAACUUGGGCAUUAGUUCAGCUUCUGCAUCUCUGCUUAUCAGUGCAGUAACAACCUUGCUGAUGCUUCCUAGCAUAGCCAUUGCCAUGAGGCUCAUGGAUUUAGCCGGCAGAAGGAGUUUGCUGCUCGGCACAAUCCCUGUCCUGAUAGUGUCUCUGGUCAUCCUAGUCCUCGGAAGUCUUGUGAAUAUGGGAAGUGUUGUAAAUGCAUCAGUUUCAACUGUCAGCGUUGUGCUCUACUUCUGUUUCUUUGUUAUGGGGUUUGGUCCGAUCCCCAACAUACUCUGUGCAGAAAUCUUUCCCACCAGAGUUCGAGGCCUCUGCAUUGCCAUCUGCGCCCUCACAUUCUGGAUUGGUGAUAUCAUUGUCACCUACUCACUUCCGGUGAUGCUCAAAUCUGUUGGCCUUGCUGGUGUUUUUGGCAUGUACGCAGUUGUGUGCGUCAUAGCAUUUAUCUUUGUUUUCUUGAAAGUUCCCGAGACCAAAGGCAUGCCCCUUGAAGUGAUUACCGAGUUUUUCUCUGUUGGUGCAAAGCAGGCUGCAGCUGCCAAGAACAAUUAACUUGAUCCAUAGUGGGUUAAAAGUUUUGAAAGCUGUUUAAUCUUCCUAGUUUUGCAUCGAAUCUACAUUUUCUUUACUUGUUUUGGAAUUGGUACGAUUGAUCCUUACGGAAGGGGUUAUUGUAUAAUUAUCCCCCAUUUGUUAUACCUGAUUAAAAUGACUAGAGUUCAAUGUCCAA
Messenger RNA from Pyrus x bretschneideri (Chinese white pear), 3501 nucleotides. Its product is annotated as monosaccharide-sensing protein 2. Gene Ontology annotation, molecular function: myo-inositol:proton symporter activity. The record is from RefSeq and is a predicted model, not a curated record. Gene Ontology annotation, cellular component: membrane. NCBI's taxonomy places the organism in Eukaryota, Viridiplantae, Streptophyta, Magnoliopsida, Rosales, Rosaceae. Gene Ontology annotation, biological process: transmembrane transport. The coding region runs from base 1113 to 3323 and encodes 736 amino acids. The transcript has 5 exons.